AUGGGAAAACAAAGAGACACUUUAAAGAAACUGGCAAGGACCUUUCAGAUCCGACAUGUGCUUCUCUGCCAGGCCCUGGCAGAGUGCCUGGGAACCCUAAUUCUGGUGAUGUUUGGUUGCGGUGCAGUAGCACAGAUGGUGCUAAGCGGAGGCUCCCAUGGCACGUUCCUCACAGUCAACUUUGCUUUUGGUUUUGCUGCAACAUUGGGAAUCCUUGUGAGCGGACAGAUCUCAGGUGGUCAUCUGAACCCAGCGGUGACCUUCUCCCUGUGUUUACUUGGGAGGGAGCCUUGGAGGAAGUUCCCGCUGUUCUUUUUCUAUCAGACUGUCGGGGCCUUUUUGGGUGCAGCGGUCGUAUUCGGCAUGUAUUUUGAUGCAUUAUGGGACUUUAGCCAGGGGGAGCUGAUCGUGGUGGGGAAGAACGCCACAGCUGGGAUUUUUGCCACAUAUCCAUCCAAACAUCUCACCCUGGUUAAUGGAUUCUUUGAUCAGAUUAUUGGAACAGCCGCGCUGAUCGUGUGUAUCCUGGCCAUAGUUGAUCCACACAACCGUCCAGUGGCGAGAGGUCUGGAGCCCUUCACCGUAGGCUGUGUGGUGUUGGUCAUCGGCCUGUCAAUGGGAUUCAACUCUGGCUAUGCUGUCAACCCAGCCAGGGACCUGGGGCCGCGCGUCUUCACGGCUCUCGCAGGCUGGGGCAGAGAGGUCUUCACAGCAAACACCUACUGGUUCGUUGUGCCCAUCUGUGCGCCCUUCUUGGGUGCAGUGGUGGGUGUGCUGAUUUACCAGCUCAUGAUUGGAUACCAUUUAGAAGGAGAAGUGCAAGAAAAGCAGAGGGAGGAGGAGGAGGACGAGGAGGAGGAGGAGGAAAGGUUCAAACGUUCCAAUAUGACAACCAACGAAGAUGCAUGA
Molecule: messenger RNA, 909 nt
Organism: Cottoperca gobio
Lineage: Eukaryota; Metazoa; Chordata; Actinopteri; Perciformes; Bovichtidae
Product: aquaporin-3-like
Exons: 6
Coding region: 1-909 (302 amino acids)
Biological process (GO): glycerol transmembrane transport; water transport
Cellular component (GO): basolateral plasma membrane; plasma membrane
Molecular function (GO): glycerol channel activity; water channel activity; urea transmembrane transporter activity
Source: RefSeq, a predicted model, not a curated record